Molecule: messenger RNA, 1206 nt
Organism: Fusarium fujikuroi IMI 58289
Lineage: Eukaryota; Fungi; Ascomycota; Sordariomycetes; Hypocreales; Nectriaceae
Product: related to LCB2-serine C-palmitoyltransferase subunit
Exons: 2
Coding region: 1-1206 (401 amino acids)
Biological process (GO): biosynthetic process
Molecular function (GO): pyridoxal phosphate binding; transferase activity
Source: RefSeq, a predicted model, not a curated record
AUGUCGAAAUUGGAGGAGCAGUUGAGAGCGCGAUUAUUGGAUCGUGAGAAACGGUCUCAAUUGCGGCGAUUGACGACGUUUCCAGCUGACAAUGUCGACUUUUCGUCCAAUGCAUACCUCUCUCUCUCGUCGGUACCUGAAAUUCGAAGCGCGUAUCACUCCCUGCUUGAGAAUCAUGCAGCGCCGCCUCCGCUGUUAGGGUCCGGAGGGUCACGGCUGCUCGACGGCAAUUCAACCCUGGCAGAGAAUCUGGAGAGAGACAUUGCGGCAUUUCACAACGCGGAUGCUGGGUUGUUGUUUAAUUCGGGGUUUGAUGCGAAUGUUGGUCUUGUGAGCUGUUUACCACAAACGGGGGAUGUUGUUGUGUAUGAUGAGCUGAUUCAUGCAAGUGCUCAUGAUGGGAUGCGAUUGAGUCGCGCGGGGCGGAGAGUAUCGUUCAAGCAUAAUUGCGUGUAUGGAGAGGGGGGCCUUGAUGAAGUUUUGAGUGGAAUUGGGGGCGAGAAAUCUGUGUUUAUUCUUGUUGAAGGUGUUUACAGUAUGGAUGGCGACGUUGCUCCUCUUAAAGAGAUUGUGGCAUGCGUCAAAAGUCGACUCCCAACCAAUGGCUACAUCAUCGUUGACGAGGCGCAUUCUACCGGCAUUUUUGGCCAUCAAGGACGCGGUCUCGUAUGCGAAUUGGGUUUGGAGAAGGAGAUAUUCGCACGCUUGCAUACGUUUGGCAAGGCAAUGAGUUCGUUUGGAGCUAUUGUUCUGUGCUCACCCACGACACGAGAGUAUCUCAUAAACUACGCACGAACUCUUAUCUACACGACUGCAAUGCCAUUCUCCUGUCUCGCGAGCAUCGGCAUCUCAUAUCAGUAUCUGCAGAGCGGAAGGGCUGAUGAGAGGUUGAAGCAUCUCUGGAAUCUGGUUAGCUACACGCACAAGCUACUGGCGGAAGCAUGCUCCCUCAGCCAAUCAAUUCGCGCGGAGGCAGCACCGAAAUCACCAAUUAUACCAGUUUUUACAUCGCAGCCACGCAGCCUAGCUCAGUUCUGUCAGGAACGAGGGUUCACAGUCCGCCCAAUCGUGGCGCCGACAGUACCGAAGGGCAGCGAGAGGGUGAGGAUCUGUGUGCAUGCAGGGAACACGGUUGCGGAAGUGGAGGGAUUGGUUGAGACGAUCAAGCUUUGGGUGCAGGUUCAUGAGGGGUCUGCUAAACUAUAG